CUUCAUAUAAAGGACUGUGACGGAUGGCUCCAGAGCAGAACUCUCUGCUUUGCUUCCACUGAAAUGGCUCUUCUGUUUCGGUGUUUUUACCAACUAACUGGGAUACUUCUUCUUCUGGCAUCGUCUUUAAUCUUUGCCAAAGGUGGAAAGAUCCUGGUGAUACCUCAAGAUGGAAGUCACUGGCUCAGCAUGCGCCCAGUAGUGGAGAAACUCCAGCAAAAAGGACAUGAAGUUGUUGUGGUUGUACCGUCAACAAGUUUGUAUAUGAAGCCAAAGGAGCCUCAGAAUUAUACAGUGAAAUUAUAUCCAAUACCUUACGCAGAGGAACAUUUAGCUGUUGUGCUCAAGUCAUUUGUUAAUGCUCAUUUUAUUGAACAAUCUGCUUUGAAUGUUAUUAUUACAAUGUAUCAAAGCAUUUUAGAAAUGUCCAGGUUCUUUUUCACCAACUGUAAGAGCCUUUUGCACAAUGAAGACAUGAUGAAGUAUUUGAGAGAGAGCAAGUUUGAUGUGGUUUUCACGGAUCCAAUUCUGAUGUGUGGAACCAUAGUUGCUGAGUAUCUUUCAGUUCCUUCUGUCUUCUUCUUGCGAGGGUUUCCUUGCGGUAUGGAUUUUGAAGCUACCCAGUGUCCAAGCCCUCCUUCCUAUGUCCCCAGACUUUUCCUAAAUAAUCCAGAUAGCAUGACAUUUGCUCAACGUGUGAAGAACAUGCUAGUCCGUAUGCUGGAGUUUGUUUAUUGUAAACCUAUGUUCACUGAAUUUGAAGAACUUGCAUACGAGAUUAUUCAAAAGAAAGUGACAGCUACAGACCUUCUAAGCCGUGGAUCUGUUUGGCUAAUGAGAUACGAUUUUGUGUUUGAGUUCCCGAGACCAGUGAUGCCAAACAUGGUUUUUAUUGGAGGGAUAAACUGUGAUCAGAAGAAAAAACUGUCUCAGGAAUUUGAAGCUAUUGUGAAUGCCUCUGGAGAACACGGCAUUGUUGUCUUCUCGCUGGGCUCCAUGGUCUCCGAGAUUCCUAUGAAGAAAGCCAUAGAAAUCGCAGAUGCCUUGGGAUCAGUCCCUCAAACGGUUUUGUGGCGCUACACGGGAGAGGUGCCCCCCAACCUGCCAAAGAACGUAAAGCUCGUCAAAUGGCUGCCACAGAAUGAUCUUCUAGCUCACCCUAAGACUCGUGCCUUUAUUACCCAUGGAGGCUCACACGGUGUUUACGAGGGCAUAUGCAACGCGGUGCCAAUGGUACUAAUGCCAUUAUUUGGAGACCAGAUGGACAACGCCAAGAGAGUAGAGUCACGGGGAGCAGGACUGACGCUGAAUAUACUUGAAAUGACUUCGAAGGACAUAUCCACUGCCCUGAAAACAGUCAUUAAUGAUAAAAAGUACAAAGAGAACAUCAAGCGCCUCUCGGAUCUUCACCUCGACCGACCCAUCCACCCCCUGGACCUGGCCGUGCACUGGGUGGAGUUUGUGAUGAGACACAAAGGGGCCCCACACCUGCGACCUGCUGCUCACGACCUGAACUGGAUCCAGUACCACUCCCUGGACGUCAUUGCCUUCCUCCUUGCCGUGGUGCUCCUCUCCCUCUUCAUUUCUCUGAAGUGCUGCCUGUUCUGCUGCCGCAGGUGCUGCUGUAAGAAGGGAAGAACAAGAAAGCCAACCAAAUCCAAGUCCCACUAGCAGAUGAAACCAGUAGUGGGAGCUAAGGCCUCUGCUCCAGACUGGAAGGAUCAGAGAACAUCCCAAAUUUCACUAAAAUAAUUGCUGACUUUCAGUCAAGAAAUAAUAGCGUUCAUUUAAACUAGCAUCAUGGGAGGGGUUGUUUCACUGAUAUAAUUUUUGCCUUUAAUUAAGAAUCAGUUGUUAAAAAUAAUUUGUGUAGGAGUGCUUCAACCACUUGGGAAGAUGUUAGUGUGAAGUCCAAGGCUCCUGGAUUCCAUGUCUUGGUGUACAGAGGACUCAGGGUGGUUUUUUUUUUACCUCUCUAUGCAAUGGAGAUAGAUAGGAAUUUCAUUAGACUUUGCUUCAAGGGCUUUGGGAGAAUCAUUUGCUGUAGUGUAAGACUGUCAGGUUGAUCAAGCACUUUGAAAUCUUUGUACAGCUGUUGUUAUAGAAGAGGCAAAUGUUAUGCACUGACAAUACACGUCACAUAAACCAAGCCAGACGCACAUCCUAAAUGGGUUUUGUUUGUGUUUACAAUACCUCGAACUCAAUUAAAGUUUUGGCAGGGAAGUGGUUGUAAAGCCACUGGUUUUUCACCCAAGUUCUCCGUCAGGCACAGCGCUGUAUCUGGAGCUUACCUGUGAGCUGGUGAAACCUUCAUAAGCAGUAUUUAUGAAACCCAACCGAUAGUCUCUUUGUAAGUGAUGUUCAGGUAAAGACCAAAACUGCCCCUCUAUAAAUAAAUAAAUAAAUCACCAACGCUAACGAUAA
Molecule: messenger RNA, 2424 nt
Organism: Chroicocephalus ridibundus (black-headed gull)
Lineage: Eukaryota; Metazoa; Chordata; Aves; Charadriiformes; Laridae
Product: UDP-glucuronosyltransferase 1A1-like
Exons: 5
Coding region: 64-1671 (535 amino acids)
Molecular function (GO): UDP-glycosyltransferase activity; hexosyltransferase activity
Source: RefSeq, a predicted model, not a curated record